This is a messenger RNA of Protomyces lactucae-debilis, 951 nucleotides long. RefSeq lists its product as uncharacterized. The transcript has 3 exons. The record is from RefSeq and is a predicted model, not a curated record. Lineage: Eukaryota; Fungi; Ascomycota; Taphrinomycetes; Taphrinales; Protomycetaceae. Bases 197 to 739 code for a protein of 180 amino acids.
CUCAAAAGGGACGUGUACGCUCACAUGAGACAGAAGGCCGAGAACUUCAGCCUCGACACUUCGAACAAGGUCAAGGUGACCAGGCUGCUGGGAAAAUCCUGACCCUCACGAGCCCGAGGGUAACCUUUUUGUCAAGUUCCUCGCAGUUGGACACUGGGGUACUCUCAAUGAUGAUUCUGACAUCGAUCAUCCUGUCAUGCGAACUGAGCACUUUGUUAGAGACACGCUUAUUGCUGCAAUAGAAGCCGACAUCGAAGCGAACAAAGUUGCCGCGAAUGAUGGAGCCUACUUUAAUUGCCAAACUCAACCUUAUGGAGGAAAGGCUUGGAAGUCUGUUGAUCUCUACACUGAUUUCUAUGAACCCAGCGACGUCUUGGCCAACGGCUGUGGGUACCAGGACCCAAAUCAAGUCAUCAAGGCCACGAAACCGCUGUGUCCUGAUAGGUGUUACACAUAUCGACCAUGUCUUCAGGGAGUACCAGUUUGGCGUAUCCCUCGAACCGUCACUGCCGCAAUGUACGAUCGUGACAAAUUGCUUGGGGUCGAAUUGAAACUUGAAUUUGAGACGAAGAGUCAAGUGAGAACGUGCGGCAUCGAAGAGCGUCUGAUGACAAUAAUACCGGGUUUCCUCCCACUCUCGUUUUUGGGAGUUGGUCCAGGCAUGUUCAUCUACACCAUCAUCUCAGUCGAUUGUGCUAUUCGCUUCAGGUCUCCGCCAGCUGAGACAGUGCAUCUGUAGCUUCCUUGUAUAGAUCAGUCAAGUGCCAUAAUAGACUCAAGUUUCUUCAUUAUACAGCCAUGCCGAUGAAGCAAUAGUGCAAGACCCGAGAAAGUUCAGCAACCUGGUCCCUGAACAAGAGGGUCUGACCUAUUGGGCUCAAGACAUAACUGUGACGAGAUGUAUUUGCACUCAUAUGCAUAUAAAAUUCACAAUAAGGCCAGAUGCUAGUC